AUGACAAUGGUUAGCAAGAUGACCGCCAAACAAAGGAAAAUGGCGUUUGUUCGUCAAGAAAUAUCGGAGAUCUUCACAUGGUAUGAACGAUCUGUGAAUUACCAGCUCGGAGAGAUAACCCGAGAAGCUCAAGAUAUCAUUGAACGUCUGGAAACCAUUGAAGGCAUCGACAAAAAUGCUGAAGCGAUGGAACAUGAUAAGAAGAAGUUGGAGGAGAAGAUGAAGGAAAUGGAAGGUAUAAAGACGAAUGUGGAGGCUUGUCUGAGGAAUCUAACACCUAACGGGCCACGAUAUCAAGGUUCAGCCUCAAAAGGAAAGGAAAAGGCAGCUGGAGAUGUAGAAUUGGAGUCUAAAUGGCCGAAGAUGGACACAGCGGAGGAAGAGGCAGCCAUCAAGAGUAAGGAGGAUGAAUUCAAAGGCCUACGCGAGCAACUGAAACUGUGCAUGCUAUGCUUCUCUAUCUUCCCAAUGGAUGCCGAUAUCCAGAAGAGAGUCUUGAUUUAUUGGUGGAUUGGAGAGGGGUUCGUGAUGGCGAAAGAAGAAAAGACCUCUGAGGAGGUUGGGGAAGAUUGCUUCAAAGAGCUAGUGGACCGCGACUUCAUCCACCCUAUCUACAACAGACACCGGCCGAACAUCCUUCGGUGCAAAUUGCACCCUUCGAUCCAUCGGAUGAUCAUCGCACUGUCCAGGAAGGAAGAGUUCUUCAACUUGACUGAAUCAGAUAUGCAAUCUUCAUCUCCCUCCAAAGCCCGUCGCGCAUGCUUAAUGACCAAGAACAAAGACGGGCAGCUCGACGAAGAGUAUUGCCUGAAACUGAAAGAACCCACCUUGCUAACGCUGUUCAACAUCAACGUGAAGCAUCUGAAAUUGAAUUUCGGUAUCAAAUCCAUGAUGAAGUUGAAAACCCUGGUUGUUUUGCAACUAGGGAAUUGGAGGGGCUCCACCCAAGAUCACAUGGAGGUGGAAGAACCAAACUACAUAGACCACUACAUUGAGAUUGAAGAGCCUCAAAUCUUAGAUAGGCUAAGUGCUUUAGUGCACUUACGAUACCUGAGCCUGAGAGGCAUCUCUAAGAUCAAGAAGCUGCCAAGUUCGAUCAGGUCGCUACGGAAUCUGGAGAUCUUGGAUCUCAAUGGAUGCCAAGACCUGGAGGAAUUGACAGAGGGGAUAAAAUGGCUAGAGAAGCUGACCCACUUGGAUGUAUCAGACUGUUACAUGCUCGAACACAUGCCAAAGGGGCUUGGUUCCCUGUCAGAGCUGACGGUGCUGAAGGGGUUCGUGUUCUGCGGCUCUGUGAGCUGUGAUCAAUGUAAGAUGAGAGAGUUGGUGAGAUUGGAGAAGUUGAAGAAGUUGAGUAUCAGCAUCCGGAGUGGGGCGGAUUCCUGGAAUAUAGAUUUGCAGGAUUUGAUCAAGAUAAAAGCGCUAAGAUCCCUUGCAAUAACAUGGAGAAAGGCGUGCUUGAUGAACCUCAAGCUUCCCCCUGGCCUCGUGAAGCUGGACCUCCAAUGCUUCCCCCAGUUCGAUCAGCCGUCUUGGCUCAAUCUGGAUGAGUUGCCGAGUUUGGAGAAGCUCUACAUCCGAGGAGGAAAGCUUGCGAAGCUCCGUCUUGAAGGAAAUGGCUGGAAGAUCAAAAUGCUACGAUUUAAGUUUCUAAAAGAGCUGGAGCUGAGAACCGCCGAUGUUCGAGAGUCGCUCCCGCAGCUGGAAUAUUUAGAGAUCUACAAAUGCCCCAAGAUUGAAGUGAAUCAUCAGCUAGACGAAGAUGGGGUGUGGGUAAAAGAGAAGCUGGUGAGCGCGAGCUAUAUCAUACCGCCAGCAUCCUUGGAACAGUGA
Magnolia sinica is the source of this 1833-nucleotide messenger RNA. RefSeq names its product disease resistance RPP13-like protein 4. Lineage: Eukaryota; Viridiplantae; Streptophyta; Magnoliopsida; Magnoliales; Magnoliaceae. Gene Ontology annotation, biological process: defense response to other organism. The transcript has a single exon. The coding region runs from base 1 to 1833 and encodes 610 amino acids. The record is from RefSeq and is a predicted model, not a curated record.